CGCACUGCAUAACGUCGAUGGCACAGCAGAUUCUCCAGGAUUUGCCGAGUUUUUAAACAUUCCAGGCAGCGCCACCUCGGCGAUGCGUACCAAAACGCUUGCUGGGUUUGCUAAUGAUCUCGAAUUGCCGCAGGGAAAUUACAACGCCUGGCGGACGUUGACAAUUAAAAACAAUGGUAAUAUUAUGGCCCACGCCGUUGAAAUUUAUUUAAACAUGGUGAAAAAACUGGAGGCGGAACCGUCGCUCGGUUUUACGGCGCAAUGCGUGUUUCAAAGCUUAUCGGUGGAGCAGUUCCGACAGGCCGCAGCAAACGGCGGCAACGUGCUCGGGCUCGAGAAUCGUAGCGAAAACCUUGUUUUGUUUCUCGGAAUGGUGGCCAUUAAAAAUUUUGCGGUCGAAAAUGGAGCCGACGACGAAUUUCUCUUUUUCAAUUACGCCGACCUUAGCCAAAACCCUUUGGGCAGCUAUGGCAACAAAAACAUUGCGUUUAUGGAAAAAGUUGCGCGCAAAUACGACCCGAACGGAAUGUUUCAACGAAAUAUGCCUGGAGGAUUUAAAUUGUCAAACGCUCGAACAACUGCGUAUCUAAAGUGA
This is a messenger RNA of Pyricularia pennisetigena, 595 nucleotides long. RefSeq lists its product as uncharacterized. The transcript is spliced from 2 exons. Lineage: Eukaryota; Fungi; Ascomycota; Sordariomycetes; Magnaporthales; Pyriculariaceae. The record is from RefSeq and is a predicted model, not a curated record. Bases 83 to 595 code for a protein of 170 amino acids.